AUGAGUCAUCAAGAAGGAUUGUCUUCCGAUCCCUCACUUCCGGUUACAGUACCAUCAGAGGAGUCGAGGCCAAGUGAUCAGGAGGCCGAAAAUGCCAACAAUAUUGAAAGGACAAGAAGAUUUCAAUUCCUUGACAUAUAUGUUCCCCUCUAUCAAGCCGCCCUUAAAGGCGAUUGGCAUGCUGCGAAGGCUAUACUUGAGAAAUAUCCGGAUGCCAUUCGAAAUCCCAUAACAAAAGCGAAUGACACAGCUCUUCACAUUGCAACACUAGCAGAGCGCGCCAGUUUCGUAAGAGAGCUGGUAAAACGGAUGAAUCCGGCAGAUUUAGAACUGACAAAUAGACAAGAAAAUACGGCCAUUUGCUUCGCUGCUGCAUCAGGAAUUGUGGCAAUUGCUGAGGAGAUGGUGAAUAAAAAUGGUAAACUGCCACUGAUUCGUGGUAGUAACAAAAUGACACCACUUUACAUGGCAGCUUUGCAAGGACGUAGAGACAUGGUGUCUUAUCUUUAUUCUGUCACUGAUUUUGAACAAUUGACUUCUUCAGAACGCAUUGAUAUCCUUGUUGCUUCUAUUUCCGCCGAUUUUUAUGAUAUAGCGUUGGAAAUUCUGAAGAAGUAUCCAGAAUUAGCAACUAUGAAGACUUCAUAUCAUGGGAUGAUAGCAUUGCAAGAGUUAGCCAAUAAACCUUUUGCAAUUGGUAGCAAGAAUCAGCUAUCAGUCUGGGAAAGAUCCUUGAACUACUGUAAGUACUUCACCUAA
This is a messenger RNA of Juglans microcarpa x Juglans regia, 759 nucleotides long. RefSeq lists its product as uncharacterized. The coding region runs from base 1 to 759 and encodes 252 amino acids. The record is from RefSeq and is a predicted model, not a curated record. Gene Ontology annotation, molecular function: protein binding. Lineage: Eukaryota; Viridiplantae; Streptophyta; Magnoliopsida; Fagales; Juglandaceae. The transcript is spliced from 3 exons.